UGUUCCGUUAGCGCACGCACACAUCAACGGUGUGUUUUUGGAUGGAAGUGAAGAAUCUCCUGGAUAGGCACAUGAACAGCUUCCUUAGAUUGAAAGAGGGUGUCCUCUUCCCCACCCCUCGAUGAAGCGCUGCGAUGCCCUCUGAUUUUAUAUCCCUUCUCAGCUCAGAUAUCGACCUUAAUUCUCCCAAAUCCCUUUACUCCAAAGAGUCUGUGUAUGACCUCCUGCCUAAAGAGCUCCAGCUGCAGCCAGACACGCCCACCAUGAGUCAGACGAGCGGAGGAGAGGCGGGGCCUCCGCCCUCAGCUGCUGUAGUUGCAGAUGCCUCCUCCUCCCUGGCCUCAGGAGGCCCUGGCUCCGGCCCCUCCUCCAGCUCCUCUCCCUCAGGCCCAGAGCUCCCCCAGCACCUGGCAGAGGCCAGCAAAGCCCCAGAGAGGCAGGGUGUGGAGGGGGCCCUGUCUGCUCUAGCAGGGGGCUGUGGGUCCAGCCCUGUGGGAGGAGGAGAGUCUGGACCGGGGGCAGCCGUCCAGCCCCAGACCACGCCAGCUAAGCGGCGUCCGGUGCUGAGCAUCUCCCCCCCGCCGGAGGAUCUGCUGGACAACAGCCAGAUGUCGUGUCAGGAGGCUGCGGCCCCAGCCCUCCCCGGAGCGGCCCUGCCCGGAGCGGCGCUCCCCGGAGCAGACUCGGAGCACAGUAGCAGCAUCUGGGCCGACGACUCCGCCUCCAACUUCAGCCUGCUAAGCUCCUCCUCCUACAAUGACAACACAGAGGUGCCACGCAAGUCCCGCAAGCGCACACCGCGCCAGCGCCCCGGGCCACGCCCCCCCGCCGUGGAGGACAGUAUGGACGUGUUUGACGCCGACAGCGCCAAGGCGCCGCACUUCGUGCUCUCACAGCUGGGGUCAGACAAGGUCGGCUCGAAGGCCAGCUCGGUGGAGGCGGGUAGCCUGCUGAAGGGCGGCCUCCUGUCGGCUCAGCACCCCCAGAGGCAUGAUGGGAAGGAGCUGAAGAUCCUGGUGCAGCCCGAGACACAGCACCGUGCCCGCUACCUGACAGAGGGCAGCCGCGGCUCUGUCAAAGACCGCACUCAGCAAGGCUUCCCCACCGUCAAGCUGGAGGGCGUGAGUGAGCCUGUGGUGCUGCAGGUGUUUGUGGCCAACGACACGGGCCGAGUGCGCCCUCACGGCUUCUACCAGGCAUGUCGGGUGACGGGGCGCAAUACCACGGUCUGCCAGGAGGUGGACGUGGAGGGCACCACUGUCAUCGAGGUGCCUCUGCAGCCCAGCAGUGACAUGACGCUUGCGGUGGACUGUGUGGGCAUCCUGAAGCUGCGCAACGCAGAUGUGGAGGCCCGCAUUGGCGUUGCCGGAUCCAAGAAGAAGAGCACUCGAGCCAGGCUGGCCUUCAGGGUCAACUUUCCCCAGCCCAACGACACAGUGUUCACGCUACAGACCACCUCCUCACCUAUCCUAUGCACCCAGCCUGCAGGGGUGCCAGAGAUCCUAAAGAAGAGCCUGCAUAGCUGCCCUGCAUCGGGAGGAGAAGAAGUGUUCAUCAUAGGGAAGAACUUCCUCAAAGGAACCAAAGUGGUUUUCCAAGAGACUCCUGCAGAUGACAACUCAUGGCAAGCUGAGGCAGAGAUUGAUAUGGAGUUAUUUCACCAGAAUCACGUGAUUGUAAAAGUGCCUCCCUACCGUGACCGGUCCAUCACCUCACCCGUCUCUGCGCUGAUCUACAUAGUGACCAAUGCUGGGAGAUCACAUGACGCUCAGCCCUUCACCUACACACCUGAGCCAGUGACGGGUUCCCUGGAGCUGCCUCUGAAGACGGAGGGAACCUCCCUGCUCCAAACGUGCCUGUUUGAAGAAAAGAUCAAACAUUCAGUGGCUGAGUGCCCCUCCCCCACACAGCCCUCCAAACCGCAGGAUGUCACACCUAUGGAGGUCUCCAGUAACCCCACACCCACCGUUGGUUUCAAGAUAUCCCAGCCCUCCCCAGAUCCUCUGGCCUCAGUCCAGCAAACUCUAAAACUGAGCUCCAGUUCCCUCCCAGACACAGAGGCCUUUCCCGGCCCCAGGCCUCUGCAGCCAGGGGAUGCAGGCCGAGGGCUCCAGCAGGCCCCUGUCUUCCCCACCCUGGAACCUCUAAGCACCCUCCAGAAGCAGGACAUCCCCUCCACACCGUCCUUUCCUGUGUCAGGAGACACCAGCAUCCCCCCUGUACCCCCAGAGGUACCCCAGCAGUUCCUCCGAGAGCCCCAGGAAAGCUUCUCCCAGCAGGCGUCCAGCUCUGGUCCCAGUGCAGGAGUGAUGGUGGUGGACAUGCCUCCCCAGCCGCAGCAGGGAUCCAUGUUCCCCCAGCUGGAGGGGAGCAGCAGCAACCGGCUGGUCCAACAGGUCCUGAGCUCCGUGCUGUUUAGCCCCGCGGCCUCAUCUGAGGCCUUGCAGCAACAUGUGCAGGAGAACAUGAACAGCCUGCGUUUAGGGACCAACGACAACCAGCUAGCCACGCAACAGCUAGCCACGCAGCAACAGCAACAGCAGCAGCAGCAGCAGCAGAUACAUCAACAGCAACAGUUACAACAGCAAUUACAACAACAACAGUUGCAACAGCAUCAACAACAGCAUCAACAACAGCAACAAUUACAACAACAUCAACAACAGCAACAGUUACAACAGCAACAACAACAAUUACAACAGCAUCAACAGCAACUACAACAGCAACAGAUCAUGGACAACCUCCAACAGCAGCAACAGAUUCAGGAACAUCAGCAGCAACAACACCUGCAACAACACCUGCAGCAACAACAACAGAUCAUGGACAACAUUCAACAGCAGCAACAAAUUGAGCAACAACAGCAGCAGCACUUACAACAACAACAACAGCAGCAAGUUCUUGACAACAUGCACCUUCAGCAGCAGCUCCUCAUGCAGCCUCAGGAGCAGCGACAUCUGAGGAUGAUGGAGAACCUUCAGCAGAACCAGGCGCUGGGGAACCUUCAGCAGAACCAGGCGCUGGGGAACCUUCAGCAGAACCAGGCGCUGGGGAACCUUCAGCAGCACCUGCAGUCUGAGCUGCUCCACCCUGGAGCUCCUGCCCAGCCAUCUGGGGAGCUGCUCACCAUCCAGACGAGCUUCCCUCAACAGCCCCCCUCCCACACCUCACCCCCCCAACAGCUGUUCCAGUCCCCGCGACACCACUCAGAGACCCAAAGUCCUCCGCAGCAGAUGCAGAACACCCUCCUCCAGAACACGCUCACCGUCCUGACUGGCUCUGGGCUGGACACGGAGCAGCAGUCCGCAGGCCCCACGCUGUUUCUCUCACCAGGUACUCUGUCUGCUAGCCUCACAACCCCGCAGGACAGCCAGCAGCCACAGCUCUCCUUCCUCUCCUCCAUGGAGACAUCCGGUCGCACCGCCCAGCCCGUGUUCCAGACCCAGGCCCAGCUGACCCUGGAGCAGCUCGGAACGCCCAUGGACCAGCAGCAGUCCUCCCCCCAGCUACAGUCCUUGGCUUCACAGAACCCCAUGUUCCAGAGUCUCCCCAGGACCUCCCAGAGGAGCACCCUGUCUCAGCCCCAGCAGGCUGGCCUGCUCCUCUGCAGCACAGCCCUUAACCCCCAGGCUCUCCUGUUCAGUGCCCAGAGUCAGGCCUGUGCCGCCCCCUGCCCCCAAGACCCCUCCCCUCUGCUCUUCUCCCAGACCAUGGUGGGGGCUCCCCAGCCAGACCCGGCCGAGCCCAUGUCCUUCCAGGAGCAGAGCUCCACAGGGGGCCACCCUGCCUCCAGAUCGGGUCUUCCUCGGGUCCUGUUCCAAGAGCAGCAGCCCAUGCAAGUAGGGCCGAGUUCCAGCAGUGCCCCUGUCAGCCAGCAGGUGGAGCUGUUCCUGCCCCAGGCCUCUCUGUCUGGCCUGGCGGGCACCCUGGGAGGACAGGACGUGGGGGCCACAGACCCGGCUGCGACAGCCACCACCAUCUUUGUGGUGCAGGGCAGCAUGGUGGAGCUCCAGGCGCCCUCCAGCACCCUGGACCAGCAGCCCCCGGAGCAGCUGUUCCAGACAGACGGAGACAUGACCACACAGGGACAACCCAACGUGUUUGUGUUUGGCAUACAGAACGAUUCCUCCCAGCUGCUGAGCUCUCCUGGCCCGGCUGGCCAGCCCCAGCCCCCCCUGGACCCCCCCCUGGGCCAGACUGCCACCCCCAUGCAGACCAACCCCAUGCACACACCCAUGCUCACCAGCAUGGAGAGCAGCCUGCAGACCAACCUACAGACCAACCUACAGACCAACCUACAGACCAACCUACAGACCAACCUACAGACCAACCUACAGACAGCAAUGCAUACAAACUCACAGACCCCAAUGCAGACCAAUAUACAAGCAACUCUUGAAAGUAGUCGGUCCACUCCGAUGCAGACUAACCUGCAGAACCCGAUGCAGACGUCCAUGACGACCUGCCAGACCAUGGAGAAAAUACAAGACCUUCUAGAGAGCUUCCAGGACCAGUGAUUACCAUGAAGACCACAAAGUUGCUAAAGCAGGACAGGGACUAGCUUCCUAAGAUGAGAUAUAAUACACAAAGACAGAACAUACGAAGAAUCAAGUCCCUUGAACCACGAGAUGUCAACAGUUCAUAUUUAGACAAUGUUUGAAGGGAAACACAUUCAUAUUUUGGUGAGUUGAGCUAUUAGCUCCUCUUUCAGGAGCUUCUCUUUGAUCUUAUCAGUGAUAACUGCUCUGCAUCCAUUAUCAUCUCAUUCUGAGUGGAUUUGUCUCCAAACAGACUGUUUCUUGGGCCCAGGGGGAAGGAAUAUUUAGAAAAGGGAGUGGAAGGGAAGGAGUGAUGAAAUCCGAAGGAUGGAAUGGGGUGGGAGAAUGGGGAAAGUGAGGGAGAAACCACAUACUUGGACAACAUUUAGCACUUAUGAGGCGAGAGGAGAGAGUGGAGGAAAGAUGAGGAGGUGGAGGGACAGACGGGUAAUGUUCACUGCCAGAGGUAGAACCCUCUCUUGUUCAAACACACAGCCAGAGUCAGACAAGGAAGUAGGGAGGGUGGUGCCGUCCCAUUGGUGGUGUGUGUGUGACCUGUAACUUUUGCUUGCACCAAACCGUAAACGUUUUCAGGAGAGAUUUCCAUGGUUACGACCAUAAAGCGCUCUUUCUGUCUUGAAUUGAAGAUGGGCAUGAUGUGUUCCAGUAGACGAAGACGUGGCCAUGGUCCCACGGGAGACGGUGAUCCGGGGAGGGUUUACAACAUCGUAUCUUAAGCACUUUAUAAACUUGUCUUGUGUAACCAUCUUAUCCUGAUGUCAGUGUCCCUCUUCACCCAGCACAUUUGGACUCGUUGACGUCCCUUUUAACAACAUUGUCGUAAAGGUAUAUAUUUCCAACAUGUACAUUUUUUAUGUCACUAUAUUUUUAAAUCAUCUUCCAGACAUUUUGUAAUGAUUGUUUGUGUUCACUGUUAAACACGUGCUUCACCGGCUCACAAAACAUUUAGAAAUAAUGAAUAGAUAGUGUGUGUUUGUGUUACAUGUUAUCUAUGGUGCUAUGUACAGGAGUGAUAUUUAUACUAACAGUUUCUAUCAAUUAGUAGUAGGCAUCAUCUUCAGGCGAGUACUGAGCUGUGUUGUUUUGGUAGGAGUAUUGAUGGAUGGCUUGAGGUACAGACAGUCAGUCAGGGCACCAGCGAUGGUAGAGUUGAGCUUAACAGUGACAGACCUACAGUCAGUCAGUCACACCAAAGUUUCUAUCUCACAUAGCUUUUGUUGUUUACUCAUAAUUCAGCUAUGUCAUGGAUAAUUGACAUUAUGUUUUUUGUAAUAAGUACAAAACUUUUAAGAACCAUGAAGGUCUGAUACAGAUGUGUUUUGUCAUGUAUUUUCAUCCAGUUGAUAUUCUUUCGAUGUGAAAUGUUUUCCUGGGGUGAUGCAUAGUGCUCCUGGGUGCACAUGCAGCUGUGACAUCAUCACACUCCAACGUCAUUCCAGAUGUUAUGACUAUGUCGUUUACAUUGUUUACAUCAUCAUAUUUACAUUUCCUGCAGGCGCAGGAACAAUCUGAUUUUGAAUUUUAUACCCAUAAGUCAAAUAUUUUUAUAUGACUGAAAUAUGUGGCACAGUUAUUACUAUUCAUACCGGGGACAUGGGGACCAAGUGUGAUAGUGACUCGGAUCAUACUAAUAUCUGUGGAAGCUGUGACCCAUCCCGAUAGUAACAUAGUGAUGUUCAGCCUGUGCUGUGUAGCUCUGGGGUCAAGGGUCACACGGUCAGCCCCUGCUUGCGUCCGGCCUUCAUUUAGUAAAGGAGCAGAAAACUACAAAUAAUCCCCCCCAAAAUAUGAUUAACUAGUUCUAACUUUAAAGUGAACUAAAGUGUUUGGAGGCUGACAGCCAUGUCAAGCCUGAGGACAUUCUCCAGCCCAGAGCUCUGUGGUACCCACCAGUGAUGUCCUCAUCCCAUCUCCUGAGGAAGCUCAGCAGGCUAGCAUCGUGGAGCCAGAGGCUGUGGAAGCCAUACCAACCCAGACAUGUUGCCGCUGACGUCCAGUCUGGUGAACGUUACCUCAUGGUGUGUCUGGACCAAGUCAGAAAAGCAGACGAAACAUUUUACUUUUAUACACCUGUAAAAUACUUGGUCUUGUUAUGAUAGUGAUGUCUAAUUUCAUGUUUCAACCGUACAAAAAUUACAGUUGAGAUCAAUGUCAGCUCAAAUGGCAACUUCUAUAUUUAACUACCAUCCGAAAAUGUUUUUGAUUGCAAAAUGGCACACGUAUGUUCUGUCUUUGUUAUGUAAAUAUACAAAUGUGUAUUUAAAUGUGAAGUAUACUGCAGGGGUGUCUUGGGAGUUGUUGGUUUUGCUUUCAGCAGAACUUUGUGUGCCUUGAUGACUAAACCAUUGCUGUGUAAGUUAAUGUCUGUCAUUGCUGUCUUUAGUGUUGUAGAGCUUCACAACCUUAGCUUGCCUAACCCUUGACCUUCCAACUCCAUACAUAUCUAACCCGUCAUGUCUAGCCCAACCUGCCUAGUUGUUGUCUACCUAGCCUAAAUCUUAACCUGCCUAUUCUAUGACCCCGUUUGAACCCAGCGACCACCUGUGUGUUGGAACAGGUAAGGACUCCCUCCCUCAAUGGGUUGGAAACCUGUCACCAAAUAACCGCCAUCAACCAUGUCAGCUGUCUCGGUGUCUGCCUCUUGAGAUUUAAGGGAAAAGGGAAAUAAGAGGAUGUGUGCUCUCUCACUCGUCUGCAUCAGAGGCAGCAGUGAUGUGUGGAGACCAAGCUUUAUUAUCCAACCUGGAGAACCUCGAUCUGGGGAGGAACAUCCUUCUGCUUCAUUACACAUAUGAACAUGUACAAUACAUAGCAGAUAGUAUGUAGACACUGCUCAGUACACAGACAUGUGCUUAUUGAACUCCUCGUUCCUAAACCACAGGCAUUAAUAUGGAGUUGGUUUCUAUAACUACCUUCACUUUUCUGGGAAGGCUUUCCAAUAGAUAGUUGGAAUAUUGAUGUGGGAAGUGCUUCCAUUCAGCUACCAGGGCAUGAAGGAGGUUGGGCACUGCUGCUGGCUGAUUAAACCUGGCUUGCAGAUGAUGUUAGAUGGAACAUGAUGUAACUACAUAUUAAUGCCCAUGGUUUUGGAGUGGGAUGUCCAACCAGUUCAUAUAGGUGUUAGUCAUAUGUCCACAUACGUUUGGCUAUAUGGUGUAUUUUGCCUUUGUCUGGACAUUUGUAUAUUAUAUUUCUGUAAUCCUGCUGCUACAUUAAACAAUUAAUAAAGAUAUCAACGUAU
Hypomesus transpacificus is the source of this 7791-nucleotide messenger RNA. Its product is annotated as nuclear factor of activated T-cells 5-like. Gene Ontology annotation, cellular component: transcription regulator complex. Bases 135 to 4508 code for a protein of 1457 amino acids. The transcript is spliced from 13 exons. Gene Ontology annotation, biological process: regulation of transcription by RNA polymerase II; cytokine production; calcineurin-NFAT signaling cascade. Gene Ontology annotation, molecular function: RNA polymerase II cis-regulatory region sequence-specific DNA binding; transcription factor binding; DNA-binding transcription factor activity, RNA polymerase II-specific. The record is from RefSeq and is a predicted model, not a curated record. Lineage: Eukaryota; Metazoa; Chordata; Actinopteri; Osmeriformes; Osmeridae.